Messenger RNA from Hypomesus transpacificus, 3478 nucleotides. It is a transcript of the gene fa2h, whose product is annotated as fatty acid 2-hydroxylase. Lineage: Eukaryota; Metazoa; Chordata; Actinopteri; Osmeriformes; Osmeridae. The transcript is spliced from 7 exons. The coding region runs from base 275 to 1384 and encodes 369 amino acids. Gene Ontology annotation, cellular component: endoplasmic reticulum; membrane. Gene Ontology annotation, molecular function: heme binding; fatty acid 2-hydroxylase activity; iron ion binding. The record is from RefSeq and is a predicted model, not a curated record. Gene Ontology annotation, biological process: fatty acid metabolic process; lipid biosynthetic process.
GAUCAUUAUCAGAUGUGACUGUUGCGCAACGUUUCCAAUAUACUUAGGGCUGAUGUUGGAGUGCAACAGGUGCAUAUGAGAACUGCAGACUUUCAUAAAGUUUGGACUGAUUCAAUAUUCAGGAUAUGGUAAUGAAGUGAAGCUCUGUCAGACUAAUCGCCCUGGGCAUAGACCGCAAACGAAGAAGUUGGUAAUAGCCUUUACGGUCAGUUGUGCUACCGAGGGGGUCUUUACGCUCUCCUUGCUUAGUUAUCGUGGACACAUUUUCGCUGCAAUGUCCACAUCGGCGUCCCCUCGGUUCUUCUCCGAGAGUGAGGUUGCCCGUCAUUGCUCUAAAGACUCGUGCUGGGUGUUGCUGGGGACCAGGGUCUAUGAUGUGACGGGAUUCCUUCGAUUGCAUCCGGGCGGAGAGGCUCUCAUACUGCGCCGCUCAGGGAAGGACAUCAGCGGGGAGAUUGAGGGGCCGCCACACCGGCACUCCGACAACGCGCGUCGGUGGAUGGAGCAGUACUACAUCGGAGAACUGGACAGAGACUGCCUGGAUGAAUCACAGACGGUGAGAGCGAGGAGAAAGGCCCCAGAUCACACGGCCCAGAAGGAAGAACUGUCCCCUCUCAGCAAAUGCAGCCAAGUGGACCUGGACACGGACCUGGUGGACUGGCGCAAGCCCCUGGCCUGGCAGGUGGGCUACCUGGGGGAAAAAUAUGACACCUGGGUCCACCAGCCUGUGGACCGGCCAAUCAGACUCUUUGGGAACGAGUUCCUAGAGGCCAGCACCAAGACCUCCUGGUAUAUGGUACCAAUAGUGUGGGUUCCAGUCAUUCUGUAUCUCAGCUGGUAUUGCUACACCACCCUGGCUCAAGGAGCAACACGACUGUUUAUGGACACAGAUCAUUCCAUCCUGGUCCAUAAGUACAGCUUUCCCUUCAUCUUUGUGGCGGGAAUGUUCAUGUGGUCGUUUAUUGAGUACUGCAUCCAUCGCUUCGUGUUCCACAUGCGUCCACCUGCACACAACUAUUACCUCAUCACCAUCCACUUCCUGCUGCACGGCCAGCACCAUAAGUCUCCCUUCGAUGGCUCUCGGCUGGUCUUCCCCCCGGGCCUGGCGUCGGUGGUGAUCGUCAGCUUCUACCUGCUGCUGCGCCAGGCUCUGCCGGAGGGCCUGGGCGUGUCGCUGUUUGUGGGGGGUCUGUGUGGCUACGUGGUGUACGACAUGAUCCACUACUACCUGCACUACGGCUCGCCCCACAGGGGCUCCUACAUGUACGGCCUCAAGGCCUACCACGUCAAGCACCACUUUGAGCACCAGCAAGCAGGUUUUGGGAUCACCACCACAUUCUGGGACCAUCCCUUCAACACAGUCAUCCCUGAACAGACUUUCUAGAACCCAACUUCUUUCUAGAGCUCCCCACCCAGGGUCGGACUGGCAGUCGGGAGAGUUGGGAGAUUUCCCGAACGGCCAGUCAAACGGUCGGGGCAUAAUGAAAACAAAAAUAUAUAAUAAUAAUAAUAAUAUACAAUCGUGGGCUGGUCUGAGUUUCAAAGUCCCGGGCUGUUUUUCAGUCCCAGUCCAGACCUGCCCCCAACCCAACACAGUCAUCCUUGAACAUAUUUCUUAGACCCCUCCAACACAGUCAUCCCUUAACAGACCAUCUAGAACCCCCCCCCCACCCCUUCUCAUUUAACUAUAGAACGUUUACAGAAAAUUGGAGCCUCGCAGCAGCACCGUUCAGCCGUACAGAAACGACUCCACUCUACUAUUGAAGACAAAGAGAGGAAAUGUCGCCGCGGUCCUUCUAUGACAGGAGACAAAAAAAGGGUACAGAAAAAGGGGGGGAAAGCGGGUAAAGAAUGAGUUUCCCCUGGGCCUAACAGGUUUCAUGUUUCGCAGAGGACCACUGCGUGGCUCUCUGUUCUGUCUGCUGUGGAUACUGCAAUGUUCUUAACUCAACCACAGACACCUUCCACACCCACACAGUCGACUUCCUGCUGUGCUUCUCACGUCUAUUUGAUAUCUUCAUAUCCAGUGCCGUGCCCUUGGAUGGCAGAAGUCUGGGUUUACAUAGGAGCUUGUGUCUCACAAUCUGUCAUGGUCAUAAUGAAUCUUAACAUUUUCUUAUCAUAACUGUAUAUUUUCAACAUUUGUCUGUUUUCAUAAAUGUAUAGAAAUAUAUUAUAGAUAUACAUUACAACACGUUGCACAAGGGGAGGGUCUGUUUCCAUUCUCGGUGUUUUAAUGAAGGGUGUCAUGUAGGGAGGACGAGUUUCUGGGGAGUGAAAAAGAGAGAGACAGAAACAGACAGAGAGGGAGACGGAGAGACAGCGAGGGAGAAUAAGAGGCAUCUUAAUCAAUGUGUCGGCAUGUGUGUUGUCAUGGCUACAGAGACGAGAUGAGGGCUUGAAGCUGGGCCGGUGAGACCCUUCUCUCAUGGGGGAGGACAGUAUCGCAGGGGGGGGGGGGAGGGCAUAAGGACCCCACUAUAGGUGCCCGUGGGGAUGCCUGCACAAUGACGAUCUAGGAUCUGAGUGGCAGGCAGGGGUCCUCUCUUCAGGCCACGGCGGAUCCUCAGCUCCUCUCUGAACCAGGAAGUAGCUUCUGUCUCUAAGACAACAUCUCCCCCUAACACACACCCUAAACUUAGGACACACCUUAACCUUAACCCCAACCGCAGAGAACGCCAGGAUGGCUCAACCUGUUGUCAGAUAUGUUGAAGGACGAUACGUCUCAGCAUAUAUUAGUUUUUUUUUCUUUCCCUGAUUUGGCUUUGAAGACUUGUAUUACAUUCGAGAGGAUUUCCAAGUCAUCAUUUGUACCUUGUGCUUCAAACAACUUUUGUAAGUCAAUCAUUAAAUUUGUGAUGCUCUUGAUGAAAAUGACGAGAAUGAUCAAGAUGAACAUUAUGUAAUGUUGAAAACAGGUAGUGGUUAGGCUAAAGUGGUUCUAGUCCUGCCUACUCCCUGUCCAUGGUUCCCAGCUCUACUCAGGGAGAACCGAUGGGAGAACCGAUGCGUGCGGAGGUUAUUGUUCCAGGUCAGCACCGUUUCUUGAUAGCUCAUCUCAGUAUGCAGCACCAGCUUUACAACAUCAUGGCAACAUUUCUCCAACAAUGAUUUUCAUGCUGUGAAUCUUUCAGGAAACUCAUCUGGUUGUCAUUUGUUGUUCUUGAGUGUGGUGUUAGUGCUGGGCAGGAUCUAAAGCUAUGAGACAUUGGCUCAACAAUAGCGCCAUCUGCUUGGGUGUAGAAGUAAUACAGAUAUAGAUAUGUCAGAUAUAUUUAUGUAUAUUUAUAUAUAAUAUAAACAUAUAAGCUAAGAUUUUUCAAAGCAAAACGAAAAUAAUUUCUAUUGAAUCAAAUAUUUUAAUAAGAGGUCUUUUUUUCUGCCCGCGCAAAAAUCAGUUUACUUACAGUAUAUUUGUAACUGUUAUUUUGGAAUGCAGAUGCAGAUACAUGUAAAUAAAUGUCAGGUAUAUUUCUGA